Cuscuta epithymum is the source of this 638-nucleotide messenger RNA. The record is from the annotation of a GenBank genome assembly. NCBI's taxonomy places the organism in Eukaryota, Viridiplantae, Streptophyta, Magnoliopsida, Solanales, Convolvulaceae.
CUCAAAUCCCCACAUUACCUAUAAAUCACCAAAGAUUAUUAUUAUUAAACCCUAACCCAGCAGCAUUAAGCAUUUCAUUUCAACUAUGACAGACUUCAAGGCUUGGCAGGUAAGAAAAGCAUUGUGCAUGAAGAUUCCUCUAGUUAUAGCGGCAAUAAUGACAGUUUCGGCCAUUGCAGUUGUAGCAUCAGCAAGAAAAGAUAUACCAUCAUUCUCGCCUUCUCCGCAAAACAAUGAACAUAGACAGGGGAAUGUUGAAGAAUUACCAUUGAGGCAAAUGGAAGAAGACUACUACGGUGCGUGGGACCCAGCACCGUUCUUCGGUGGCAGCUAUCCAGCUCCGGUUCCUCAUGGCAUCAUGGGAAGAACAAGAAGAAGAAAGUUCAUUGUUGUGCCCAGGCCACCACCAAGUUAAAGAGGACUCAACAGCAAAACUAAGUCUGUCUUACUGAACUGAAUGUCAUUAUUCUAGAUAUAGAUACACAUACAUAUGCAAUUGCUAUACAAUGUAUUCUGAUAUGUAUGAUUAUUUUGCCCAUUUAAUACCCAAUUUGGUAUCUUGACUGUAUACUGUUGCUCAAUUUGGUCAAUGACAACGAAAUUCCAUGCAAUCAUAUAAAUGGAAACGUGAAUCAGAA